ACGUCUCCGCUCGAGCACGUUGAUUGGCUGAUGGCUUCACACCGGAAUCGAACCAUGGGGUCGCCUAUGUCCACUUUUCACCCGUCCCAGCUCUCAUUUCACCGAGUUGUCCUCCGUCAAGGUGGACUAAAGUGACGGCCAGAGAUGCAGAAAGUUGUCAUUGUAACGGGCGCCAACAGUGGCAUCGGGCUGGCCCUGUGUGAAAGGCUCCUGACUGAGGACCCCCAGCUCCUCCUGUGCCUGGCAUGCAGGAACAUGCAGAAGGCCCAGGCUGCCCGCCGCGCCCUGCUCACCUCCCACGCCCACGCCCGCCUGGACCUCCUGCACCUGGACGUGGCCUCUGUGCAGUCCGUGCUGGCGGCGGCCCGGGAGCUUCGGGCCAGGUACAACAGAGUGGACUUUCUGUACCUGAAUGCAGGAAUCAUGCCCAAUCCACAAGUGGACCUCAAGGCUUUUGUCAAGGGUCUGUUCUCCAGGAACGUGGUCAACAUGUUUGCCACCGCAGAGGGUCUCCUCACCCAGCAAGACCGCCUCAACGCUGACGGUCUGCAGGAGGUCUUUGCUACCAACCUCUUUGGUCACUUUCUCCUGUGGAUGUCCGGUGUAGGUCCACCCUGCCUCCUCCAUUUUGAAAACGAUGACAGGUGAAGUGUCACUGGUGACGUGACGAGUAUGACCCGGCGGAAAUUCCAGGCAGGCGCAUACUAUAUACCCGGCGGCAAUUCAAGGAAAUACAGUAUAUACAUAUACACAUUAGGGAUGUCCCGAUCCAGGUUUUUGCACUUCCGAUCCGAUACCGAUACUGGCCGAUACUGGCCUAUCCGAGCAUGUAUUAAAGUUUAAAGUUAUUUAGCCUACUUAGUUGUCAGAUUCAUGCUGAAAAGGAUUUUAGUACUCUUGAUAACAACUAGCCAGCUGAUUUAGGUGAGUUUGAAUAAUACACAAUAGUUGGUAUUCAAGGAUAAACACAAAAUAUCAAAAAUAAUACAUGACAAACAGAAAUGGCAUCAUUAAACACAAAAAAGUGAACAGUAUAAAGUGCAAAUAAUGCUGUAAACAUUAUUAAAAAAAAGCAAAACACACAAACAACCUGAGUGGGAUAAAAUGUCUAUAACUCAGCAUCAAUACUUGCUCUUGAACAAGAGUAAAUUAAAAAAAAAAUAUAUAUAUAUAUACACAAUUGUUUGCCCCAGUCAGGGGGGGGCAAACAAUUGAAGUCCAAGCAUAAUGGGGAGAUUCUUUCUCACAAAGACGAGCACUUCAAGAUACUCAGGUGUCAGCCUGCUCCUGUCUUCAUCUAUGAUGAGUGCUAAAAAGCCUCUCACUCGCAAGAGUCAUUAAAAUGUCUUACAACUUCACCACCACGCUUGACUUUAUUGUGGCAUGUUUUGCACUCCACCUCUUCAUCUUUUUCAUUUUGUAGGAUAAAAUAAUCCCACACAGCUGACACUUUUACCGUAACUUUUAAUUCACACGGCCGUCUGAACGGUUACAACGCAGACCUGUGGAUGUUUUGAAGGUGUUCUGGAAAAUGCGGAACGGAGUUUAGGGAGCAGCAGAGGAGUGGAAAGAAUUAUUUAAAUCGGUGUGUUGGAAAACAUGGACCAGAGUUUUUUUUUUAAACUAGAUCUGGAUCGGCAUUUUCCCAUGCCUUGCCGAUACGCAUUUUUUGGCAAAUAUCGGCGGCCGAUCCGAUCCAGAUAUCGGAUCGGGACAAUUCUAAUACACAUAUAACAUUAUUGCGCAUUAUAGUCCGAAAAAAAAUAAAAAGAGAUGUCACAUGAGGAUAUGAUGGACGUAUAAGUCGUUAAAAUACUGCGGAUGGACGUUAGCCGCUGGCGAGCUGGCCAUGUUUUAACGCAGCUCUUCCUGUUUCAGUGUUAUAACUCCACCUUUAUCUUGACUUUUUACGCCAAAAUGCGUCCGUUCUCCCUUUUCUGUCCACACACUGUGUCUGCUUGCAAGUACUCGGUGUGUGUGCACUGCCCAACAUGCUCCUCUGCUCCUAAAACCAGCAAUGUCACCACGUGAGGCGGUAUAGUACCGAAAAUUUUUCAUUAGUAUCACGGUACGAUACUAGUAUUAGAUUAUUUACCUGACAUGCUUGCACUGUCAGAAUGGUCACCUGACUGACCGCCGUGGCGUGUUGACUAUCAGCUGUUCUUCUGGGCGUGGCCAAGCAGACACACCUGGUAGGUUGAUGAGUCCCAGGUAUGUGAAAAGAACACUGCAGAUGACACAAAUGUGAAUAAGAAGACAGAAUGAACAGUCCCUUCCAGUCUUUGUCUGGAGCGUUCCGGGACCGACAGCCGUGUUGAUG
This is a messenger RNA of Nerophis ophidion (straightnose pipefish), 2320 nucleotides long. It is a transcript of the gene hsd17b7, whose product is annotated as hydroxysteroid (17-beta) dehydrogenase 7. The transcript is spliced from 5 exons. Gene Ontology annotation, cellular component: endoplasmic reticulum membrane. Gene Ontology annotation, molecular function: 3-beta-hydroxysteroid 3-dehydrogenase (NADP+) activity; 5-alpha-androstane-3-beta,17-beta-diol dehydrogenase (NADP+) activity; estradiol 17-beta-dehydrogenase [NAD(P)+] activity. The coding region runs from base 145 to 648 and encodes 167 amino acids. Lineage: Eukaryota; Metazoa; Chordata; Actinopteri; Syngnathiformes; Syngnathidae. Gene Ontology annotation, biological process: cholesterol biosynthetic process. The record is from RefSeq and is a predicted model, not a curated record.